This is a messenger RNA of Durio zibethinus, 2617 nucleotides long. Its product is annotated as BTB/POZ domain-containing protein At5g66560-like. The record is from RefSeq and is a predicted model, not a curated record. NCBI's taxonomy places the organism in Eukaryota, Viridiplantae, Streptophyta, Magnoliopsida, Malvales, Malvaceae. Gene Ontology annotation, molecular function: protein binding.
UCGAUAUUUGUUCACGUUUCGUUUGUCUCGGUUUGAGUUUUGUAGGAUUCCAAUCCUCUUUCCCCCUUUUUAUACCACCAAUUGUUGCUUCCUUCUUCUCAAUUCCCAUAACCCAAAACCCUAAUCAUCAUAAAAUCCCACGAACACGUCUCAUUAUUUUCCAUUAUUUUCUCUUCUUCAGACCCGAAAACUUGAAAAGAAACAAAAACCCAGAAUGGAUCUGCUUUAGUUUUUUCAGAACAGAUUUUCAAACACUCAAAGAUUCUUAACUUCAACAACAAAAAUGGCAGCUGACAAGCGUAGCUCUAAAGGCCAAGCAUGGUUUUGCGCUACUGGGUUACCAAGUGACAUUGUAAUUGAAGUUGAUGACAUGAGCUUUCAUCUCCAUAAGUUUCCUUUGAUGUCCAAAAGCCGAAAGCUUGAUCAAUUAAUAGCAGAGCAAGGUCGGAAAUCAUCUACUGCAACCGUUACCAAACAAAAGCAACGUGAAACCGAGACGGAAAUCGAAGAAGAACAAGAAGAUGGUGAAGCAGAUGAAGAUCAAUACCAAAUAUCUCUACCUGAUUUUCCGGGUGGUUCGGAAACUUUUGAAGCCGCCGCCAAAUUCUGUUACGGCGUUAAGAUCGAUCUCUCCUCAUCCACUGUCAUUCCUCUCAUUUGCGCCGCCGAGUUUCUCGAAAUGACUGAUGAGUUCUCCGAAGAUAACCUUAUUUCUAAAACCGAACGAUUCCUUUCUCAAUCCGUUUUUAAAAGCCUUAAAGAUUUAAUCAAAGCGUUAAAAUCAUGCGAAUUAGUGAUGUCUUUAGCAGAAUCUUUAGGCAUUGUUCAAAGAUUGAUUGAUUCGAUCGCUUCGAGAGCUUCUUCUACAGAUCCGACUCUGUUUGGCUGGCCAGUUAAUGACGGAAUCGUUGAAGUUAAGGGUGCUUCGAGUCAAGCUUUGUGGAACGGAGUCGAAACUGGUUUGGGAAGAAAAAGUCAAGCUCGGACGAACAAUGUAGAGUCUUGGUUCGAAGAUCUGGCAUUGCUGAGUUUGCCGUUGUUUAAACGCUUGAUUUUAACUUUGAAAACGCGAGAUCUGAGUCCAGAAAUCAUCGAAAGCUGCCUUAUGUGUUACGCUAAGAAGCACGUUCCUGGAACGUCGCGGUCAAAUCGGAAACCGUCUUCGUCGUCGGCCUCUGUUGUUUCAGAGAGUGAACAGAGAGAGCUUUUGGAAACUAUUAUCUCAAACCUUCCGUUAGAAAAGAGCCCCUCCAGAACAUCAACCGCAACGCGGUUUUUAUUCGGAUUGUUACGAACUGCUAACAUUUUAAACGCAUCGGAAUCUUGUAAAGCCGUGUUGGAGAAGAAGAUCGGAUUUCAGCUCGAGCAAGCUACGCUAGACGAUCUGUUAAUUCCGAGCUAUUCGUAUCUCAACGAAACGCUCUAUAACGUUGAUUGCAUUGAGAGGAUUUUAGGCUAUUUUUUGGAGGGAUUAGAAGAGAGAAACGCUGCAGGAAUCGAAACCGAUACCGGAGGUUACAACAACAACAACAUUAUUAAUAACAAUAGCGUUGCACCGCCGGCAUUGAUGCUUGUCGGAAAAUUAAUCGACGGUUACCUUUCAGAGAUCGCAUCUGACGCGAAUUUAAAGCCGGAGAAGUUUUAUAAUCUCGCGAUUUCCCUUCCUGAUCAAGCUAGAAACUUCGACGACCGACUUUACAGAGCUAUUGAUGUGUACCUCAAGGCGCAUCCUUGGUUACCGGAAUCGGAGCGGGAACAGAUAUGCGGAGUGUUGGAUUGUCAGAAGAUGACUGUCGAAGCGUGCACGCACGCGGCACAAAACGAGCGGUUACCUUUACGCGCGGUCGUGCAAGUGUUGUUUUUCGAGCAGUUGCAGCUGCGUCACGCGAUCGCAGGGACGUUGUUGGCGGCGGAAGCGGCGCCGAUGAAUGCGGGAAGAUUGUCGGAGGCGACGAGAGAGGAAGAGGACGGGGAAGAAGAGGAGGAAAAGGUGGUGGGGACCGUUUCGGUGUCACGUGGAGAGGAAGGGAGCAGCACGUGGAGAGCAGCCGUGAGGGAGAAUCAGGUGCUGCGGCUGGACAUGGAUAGCAUCAGGACGCGGGUGCAUCAGCUGGAGAGGGACUGUUCGACGAUGAAGAAAGUGAUCCGGAAGAUUGAGAAGGAAAGUCCAGGUGGCGGUGGUUGGAGAGGAUCGUUGAAUAGAAGGUUUGGAUGUAAAUUUAAGACUCAAGUUUGUGAUUCUCACGAAUCAACGGUUACGGAGACGCGAAGAGGAAGGCAUCAGUCACACCAUCCUCCUCAACAAUAGAGCUUCCCGCACAGGAAUAUAAUCGUCAAAUUAUUGUUUAAUGGAUUAAUGUGCCACGUUAAAAAAAAAGCCCAACAAAGAAAUAAAAUAAAAUCUGUUUCUUUUUAUUUAUUUAUUUACAAUAAUUUUAUUGAUUGGACUCAUCUUUUGAUGCAUGGGGGUGUAGAUGAAAAUUGCUGGUCAUGGCCCAUGGAGUUAGUGGAGAAAGCAGACGAGGAAAUGGAAUGCCUGACUCGUUAGCAAAAGCUUCAACCUUUGUGUUUUUUUGAAGUGGGGGCAUUUGCUGUGGUUAGGUUUUGGAGUUUUAGA